GAGAGCAUGGUUGUGCUACGCUCUUUUUUGUGUCUUUUUUCAUUCGAAUGCCGAUUCAAAUCAACACACAAAACUGGAUUCAAGUUUCGAAAGAACGAAUAGAAUGAAGGCUACCAGACAUUUGAUAAAUCUAAUUGGAAAUUUGCGUGUUAUCAGUCUUUACCUAUACAGCGUCUUACGGAAAUUGACUUUGUACAAGCAGCAGUUUUUUCGACAUAUUUUUUGGUUCUUUAAACGAAAGAUUGUCAACACAGCGGUCAGAAACGGGAAUGUUCUGUUUACUUCAAUUCUUGUUGUUUUUCUCAUAAACUACCUCGUUUUCAUCUACUUCAUGAGAGAAUGUACGGAAAUUAAACAGCCACACACGUUUUGGUGGGCAUGGCCGCCGAGAUACUUGUGGUCGGUUGGUGGAAAGCUGCCAAGAUACGGUGAUAUUGAAGACCCUUCUCUUUCUAUUAUAUUCAAAUACCCCGAACUGUCUGUUAAGAAAAGAUAUCGUUAUGAAAUUAAAAACUUAUCUUCAGACGGAAAGAUUCCCAGAUUCGUAGAAGCAAAAGUGAAAUCUAUUUUUGUCGAAAACUCUUUUUUAAGUGACAGAAGAGCGCCAGAAACAGGUUCCGUAGACUGCGACGAAAGAUGUGUCGUUUCUUACAACGAUCGGCUUCGUCAUCUUGCAGAUGCGGUUUUAUUCUCAGCUUACGACUUGGCCCCCAUCAAGCGAAGCCACAAGAAACAGCUUUACGUUUGGGUGGAUUCUGGGCCACCUUCUGUUGCAGCAUAUAAAAAGCACAGCUUGUUGAAACAUUUCGACGAUUACUUCAAUCUAACUAUGACGUACAGAAGGGACUCCGAUAUUUACUUUCCUUUCGGCAUCAUGUCCGAGGUUUGGGAAACUAUCCGAAAAAAUCCGAAAAUUGCCGAUGUUAAAACUUUGCUUUCAGGAAAAGUGAAGGAAGUGGCUUGGGUAACGGGUGAUUGCCACAUGUCUAAAGGUUAUGGGUUCCAACUCCGGAUGGUCGGUCAUCUUAUAGCACUGGGAGUUUCAGUCGAUAUAUUUGGCGGCUGCGUCGCCAACCAGGUCACCGAUGGUACAGAUUUAUCGAAGUACAAGUUUAUUUUCGCCUUAGAAGAAAAACUGCAUUGUCGGGAUUACAUUUCACAAGGAGUUUGGAGGAACGCUUUGUCUAAUGGAGUGGUCCCAGUAAUUUGGGGUCCGUUACGCGAUGAUGUAAACGCUGUUCUUCCUGCUCGGUCUUACCUCUUUGCAGAAGAUUUUGCGACCUUACCUGAACUUGCUAGACAACUGCAGUUUCUUUCUAAAACCCCAGAAGCGUAUUCGGAAUAUUUCGUUUGGCGUGGCGAGACAGUAAUCUUAAAAGUUCGUGGUCUUAAAUACACAUCUCUGGAUACAGCACCCCAGCAAUACGGACUAUGUCAGUUAUGUCACAUGCUCCACGAAGACGACAAAGAUGAAUGGUUUUUCGGCACACGACCGAUUCGCAAAGUCGCCUCCAUAUACGACUGGUGGUACCUUGAAAAUACUAAAACUUGUCUUAUGCCUGCUGGCACGUUUGAAAGUACUCUAAACCGGUGGUAUCUUACUUUAGUUUUUCUCGAUCAUUACGUUCGAGCGCUUAGACACAUUAGGUUGUAUCUCUGGGCGAUAAUUUUUCUGCUUCUUGCAAAUAUAACUUAUAAAUGUAUAGAUAGGGUGGGGGAGAUGGGACGCCUUUUCAUUCUAUUUGCUCGUCCCAUUUGAUAGUAAACAAAGAAAAUUCAAUGAAUUAUAAAACUGUAUCCUUACCACUCCCAUAGACCGUUGUUAAUUGGUUAAAACACGGUCAGGAUAUUUGGAUAUUAUGUGCUAAAAGUGUUCCAUCCCAACCCAUAGUACUAUAUGUCUCUAAAAUGUUCGGUUUAACUUAAACUCCGAAUAAUACGAAACUAUCGUAACCUUUGUUAACCUUAUUUUAGAAUUUAAAUAUCAAAAUAUGCAAUCUUAUUACAUGCUUUAAAACUACAACUAAUUAAAACUAUGCUGCGCCGUCAAAA
Messenger RNA from Ciona intestinalis (vase tunicate), 2052 nucleotides. NCBI's taxonomy places the organism in Eukaryota, Metazoa, Chordata, Ascidiacea, Phlebobranchia, Cionidae. The record is from RefSeq and is a predicted model, not a curated record.